AGCCUAUCCCCCUCGCUAUCCAUAGCGCCCGCUCACCCCAUCACCCCACGCCGAGGUAUGGCGCUCUCCAUCUCCUCCCUCGCCGCCGCCCUCUCCCACCUCUCUCUCCCCUCCACCUCCACCUCCAAGCCCCACCCGCCCCCUCUCCUCCGCCUCCACUCCACCUCACGCCGCGCCGCUCGCCUCGGGCUCCGCGCCUCCGCGGCCGAGCCGGCCGGGGCGGAGCUGCCAGCGGAGGAGGUGGUGGCUGUGGAGGAGGAGGAGGCGGAGGACGAGCUUUCAGGGUUGGCGCUGCGGAAGUACGUGAAGCAGCGUCUUCCUGGCGGGUUCGCGGCGCAGCGGAUCACCGCCACGGGCCGCCGCAAGACGGCCAUCGCCCGCGUCGUGCUCCAGGAGGGCACCGGCAAUGUCUUCAUCAACUUCCGGGACGCCAAGGAGUAUUUGCAGCGAAAUCCAAUUUGGAUGGAGUACUGCAAGAUCCCCUUGGCGACUCUAGGGUUUGAGAACAACUACGACGUCUUUGCCAAAGUUCAUGGGGGUGGUCUCUCAGGCCAGGCCCAGGCGGUUUGCCUCGGCAUCGCCCGCGCGUUGGUGAAGAUCAGCACUGCCAACAAGGUUCCUCUGAGGUCAGAAGGUUUGCUGACGAGAGACACCCGUAUUGUUGAAAGGAAGAAGGCUGGUCUCAGGAAGGCACGCAAGCGCCCUCAGUUCUCCAAGCGUUGAGGAUGCUCACUUGCUGUUGCAGAUGUUUCAAUACCAUCUUUGUCCACUGAGAAGGCCUUUUUGUGUUAUUUUCUGUGCAAAUUCUAUAAUGGACGCGACAUCUCUGCAGUAUUCUUUUCCUAAAAGUAAAUUUCUCGAGAUUGCUCUCCA
Phragmites australis (common reed) is the source of this 873-nucleotide messenger RNA. Its product is annotated as small ribosomal subunit protein uS9c-like. The transcript is spliced from 2 exons. Bases 58 to 723 code for a protein of 221 amino acids. NCBI's taxonomy places the organism in Eukaryota, Viridiplantae, Streptophyta, Magnoliopsida, Poales, Poaceae. Gene Ontology annotation, biological process: translation. Gene Ontology annotation, cellular component: plastid small ribosomal subunit; ribosome; mitochondrial small ribosomal subunit. The record is from RefSeq and is a predicted model, not a curated record. Gene Ontology annotation, molecular function: structural constituent of ribosome; RNA binding.